Messenger RNA from Phascolarctos cinereus (koala), 4943 nucleotides. The record is from RefSeq and is a predicted model, not a curated record. NCBI's taxonomy places the organism in Eukaryota, Metazoa, Chordata, Mammalia, Diprotodontia, Phascolarctidae.
AUGACUGUUAAAGAGAUGUUACAUUUAACCCUGGAGCUUGUUAUUGCUGCAUCAGCACCUAUACAGCAUUAUCACUGCAGUCUUGUAACAUUUCCACUCACCCACCGUUACGGUGCCAUUCAGAAACAACCUGUUUUUUCAGCUACACCAUUACAGGUUACAAAUAAUCAACUUUUAAACCCCAGUGUAGCUGUUACAGCACCUCCACCACCGUAUCCAAUGGUACAGUCACAUCAAUAUGCAGCUAUUAGUACAGUUACUGAGACCAGUAAUAGAAAUCUUCCUAACUACUACUGUAGAUUAAUCCCACCGGUUCAAAAAAAUAGUCAGUAUUUAGCUCAUAAUCCAUCUAAUGAAGUUUUACAUACUCAACAAGUACAUCUUUCUGAAACAAAAAGAAGUUUUGGAAGAGAUUGUCAACAACAGUGGCAGAACACUAAUGAACGUGGUCUUCAGAAACUGAAUGUUGAAACAAACUAUCCCUUUAAUGAACCAGGCAAUUCUUUUGCAGUUGGUGGAAUACCUCACUAUAGAAAUAAACAAAUGAGAACAAGUCUUGGUGAUGCAUCUUCUGAAUUACCAAGCAGAAUCCCAGGACCAAGCACCCAGAAAAACAAUCAUUCUCUUGGAGAAGGUUGUGGUUUUCUUGGGAAAAGUAGUGGUUCUCUCAGGGAAGGUGGUAGUUCCUUUGUAAAAGGUAGUAGUUCUCAUAGAGAAGGUAGUCAUUCAACUAAUUCAGAAAUUGAUAUAUCAAAAGAAAGUGAUUCCAAGAUAACAAAAGAAGGGUUAUUUAAGGACAUAAGAAAAUUACUGGCAAUGAAAAAUGAAUUCUUGAAAUUAGCAAAAGAAAUUAAAAUUAAAAAAUCCUUUCUUUCUGAAAGUCAAGAUAAACCACUUAAUUCUUCCUUGCCACAGAAUCCUGCUAUGUCUCUGCAACUUCCUUCUAAGGAUCAGUCUUUUCCACAGUUACUGUCAGCUAAUUCAGAACAUCAACCACUGACGGUAAUGCAGUCUACAGAAGACACAAAUAAAAUUAACAACACACUGAUCACUAGUAUUAAAGAAGCAGAUUGCAGCAGACAGAUUAACCAAGGCAAUUCAGUCUUGCCAAAUUCUGCCUGUUCUGGAAAAUUGCAGACAGAGCAUAUAAAUGCUCUUUUUCAGGAACCCUCCCCUGUGUGUCAGAAAAUCCCAUCAGCCAUUAAUCCUGCACACACACUAUCAAAUCAGACCGCCUUAGAUUUUAAUAAAGGUGAUAGAUUUGAGAGACCUCAACAAUCUGGCGAUACAAUUAAAAUUUCUGUUGCCCAACAAAGACAAAAAGUUUUGAAAAAUAAAGAGGACAAUUAUAAACUGCUUUCUCAUCUCCUUAAAAGCAACAACACAACUUUAGAUUUUACCCCCAAAAUAAUGAAUCAGGAAACAUCAGCAAAAGGUGUAAGUGAAAACAUUCAGGACUGUAAUAAAUCUAUCCAUUCUGAAGUAAAACAAAAAACGGAAGUCACUAGUGCUCAAUCGCAACUCAAAAACACAGGAAUUCCAAUGACUACUGUCUCAAGUGAAGAUGGUUCAGAUAAUUCUAUUAAACUGAAAGAUAGGACUUCAGUUUUACUUAAUGGGAAACCUUGUACAAAGGAUAAUAAUUAUUCCAUGGAAGAGUUAACAGCAUGUCUUGCAUUAUGGAAAAAAGCACCAUCAGAAUCCACUAACAUUCAAAAGUGUGACAUACUAGGAAAAAACAAAACAUCAGAAGGAACGUCAUCUCCUACAGCUAUAAGAAACAUGAAUGAAACUGUUUUGCCAACUGUGAGUGUUCCUAUUGGGCACAAACAUGAAUCUGGAAAUUUAAAUUUAACAAAGGGGAUUGAACUUCAAAUUGCUGUUGUUUCACCUUUAAUUCUUUCAGAGGUAAAACCAUCAGGUGACCAGCCACUAAAGCCAACUAAAUCUUCAUUAGAAUCAGUGUUCCCAGUUAUUCAAGAAGGCAGUGUAUGUAGUUUACAAGACCAAGUUAAAGAAAAAGCAGUUGCUGCAUCAAAUAUUAAUACUAUUAAAAGAACAGAAAUUUCUAUUGCAAAAAAUAAUUUUGCACUGACUAAUAAGUUCGAUUCCAAAUUACAAGACAUAAAACCAGCUGAUGGAAUAGUACAUUCAAACAUAAACUCGAGUUUUUCAGCUGAACCAAUGAAAGAAAAAUUAGGCAAGUCAGAGCCACGGCUCUCACAUUUAGAAAAGGACAUCUGUUCUCCCAACAAUGCAAACAGCUCAGGGCUGGGUAUAGAACAAAAUAAGGAAGAGCGAAUCUCCAUGCAGUUGGUGGAUGAUAGUCCAGUGAAUGAUGACUUGUUGCAAAUUGCCAGUGUCUGUUCUCUUGUUGAAGGUGAUAUGUUUUAUAAUUCCCAAAUAGCCAAUAUGUUCAACUCUGUCCCUUCAACACAUGAUGAUAAGAAAGAGGUUUCUUUACUAGACAGCACUAUGAUUGAUAAUAGACAGCUUAAAGAACAGUUGAACCAGACCAAGUUUGAAUCUGUGAGUAAUUUUAAAGGGGAAAAUUUGCUGAAAAUUACCAAUGUCCUACCUAAAACGUCUUAUGGGACAAAGUCAUUUAAAUUAAAGCAUUGUGAAACAAAUGACAGAAUUGCAAAACAAAAAAAUAAUGUGGAACAGACUGUCGAGAUGACAGAAGUUGUUAGUAAUAAACGUUGCUCAUCAACUGAUGAUCAGCCAGAUCUUAACUCUAAAGAAAUUGUUGAUGUAUCUAGCACACAUUUCACCAAAGAACCUUUAUCUUGUAUGAUCCGAAAUAUUGAACAAGCAAACAGUGAGAUUAUUUUUGACGAGGCAAUAUCUGUGAAAUAUCUAGAUGACCAGUUGUCUGAACUUGUAGAAGAAUUUCCUUAUGGUAUUGAAAGUGCAGACACACACAGUAUACCAGCAGAAAAUAAAGAUUCAUUACUGCAACUAACCAUAAACCCAGUGACUAAAGAUAAAGAAACCAGCAUCAGAAGCAACUGUGACUCUGAAGAUCCAGUAAACCAAAUUAAAAUUACAAUAUUGAGCUCAGAGCGCAUGAAAGAAUUGUUCCCUAAAGAAAAUAAAGAAAUCUGCAAGGGAGAUGACAAGCUAGACAAAUUGGAAAAUUCUCAGAAAAAGAAAUCAAUAACAGAAGUCCAAAAUCAUUGUGGUUCACACAUAAAAACUACAGGCGAUAAUGUCAAUCAGGAUUCCAUAGUACCCUCUGCAGGAAAAGAUGAUGUUCAUUGCUGCGCAUUAGGUUGGCUAUCUACAGUUUAUGAUGGAGUGCCCCAAUGUCUGUGUGAUUCUAGAAAGGACAUUACAACAGAAGAAAAGCUUGAUGGCCAGAGUUAUAAGGGAGACCCAGCUAUUGAUGGGAACAUCCUUGCUACAAAAAUUAAUAGUCCAUUAAAGAGUAACUUGCAGAAUCCUCUGGCACAUCCUGAAGGGAAAAGAAAUUUGCUUGAAAUGGAACAAGAUGAAAUAAAAUGUUCACCAAAGACCGUGGAAAAUGAAAAGCCUAGUUUUUCUUCAGGGAAGAAAAUGGUAAAAUAUAAUGAAAGAGAUUCUCAGGAAAAUCCGCAGAAGAUACUUAAAGCAAGAAACUUAAUCCCUUUAAAUGGAGAAAAGAGAAAAUCACAUUUUUGGUCAAUUAAAAACAAAGAAUUUCUUAAGGAACGUUCUUCAAGAGAACAUUCAACAGAGAAGUUAAAAUGGAAAUUUAAGUCAGGUUGCUCAAAAUUUAAAAAUCCAAAGUGGAAGUUGGAACAACCUAAUGUGGCAAAUAUGGAGCAGAAAAAGAAAAAAUAUGAGCUAGAACAGAAAACAUGUAUGGUAAAUGGGUCUAAGUUGUGUGAAUCUCUGUCAAGCACAAAUGAAGAGAAUUGUGAAGAAAAUAUGUUUACAGAUGCAAAGUCCACAAACUUGGAAAGGAAUGUCCACCAGAGUAUAAUGAAUAUUUCAAAUGUGAACUUGAACUCUUCAAAGUCUAAUGGUAGUCCGCGUAAAAUUAAGAAAGUCCUAUCUUCUCAAGAUUAUUUUCAGAGACAAAAGCAAAAAGAAAAGGUUGGUAAAGGAGACUUAAAUAAGCAAAGGCAUGAAAGUGAGAAAUUUAAAAAAAAUAGGUCACAUGUUUCUGAAUAUGCAUGGCGCAACAAACUCACCAUAAAACUCGUUAACUGUGCAAUAUCAAAUGAGGGACACAAUGUACGGAAAUAUAAAAGGUCAUUAGACAAUUUAGCAUACCCUAAUAAAACCACCAAGUCUCACAAAAGGAAGCUCCAUCAUUCAAAAGAGUCUAAAAUAUGUGGCAUUGCAAGGAAUGGGCAAGAAAAACUUAAUGAAAAACAGCUUGAUAAUAUGGUUGUUUUAAACAGAAAAGUAAACAAAUAUAACCAAAUUCCUCUCCAAGGAAAGGAUCAAAAGGAACAAAAGAAAUUGUAUUUGAACAGAGUUGCAUUUAAACGCACUGCGCAAGAAAGUAUUUGCCUGACAAAAUUAGACUGUUCACCCAGGCGUUCUGUAAGUCAAGUUAAGCAUGGUGAUGAUGGUAAUGAGUCCAGCCAAGGUUCAUUUUCACUUGAGAAGGAUAAAUUUGAAAAACCAAGAAUGCUGGAAUUUAAGUUAUGUCCAGAAGAAUUAUUUAAGAAAGGAAACAGCGAAGAACAUCCAGAUUUUAAGUCUUUUCCCAGGAAGGAGCAAGUUCCUGUACAAGGCAUAAAAAGUACAAAAGAAGAUUGGUUAAAAUGUAUUCCUCAGAAGAAAAGGAAAAUAGAAGCAAUCAAAGAUAAAGGGCAGCUAGGUGGUGCAGUGGAUGGAGUGCUGGCCUUGGAGUCAGGAAGAUGACAAUGCUCUAUCUAAUUCAAGAGUGUACAAGAGAACAUUGAGUGUGGAUGGAUACAAGGCUGUUCAGAACCCACCAAAAGAUU